AUGUCGGAGCUGGGAAGUGCGAAACGUAAGCGUGAUGAGAGCCACGAGCGCAAAGCGCCAUUGACUCGGGAUCGACGUACGAAGGUGCGUCAGGAGCGUAUGGAGGAAGAGUUUGCGGCGACGUAUCAUGGACUUACAGCGCUGUAUAAAUUGCUGGAGGUACAGCAUUUACAAAGCCCCUUGUUCCUCCCACGAACUCUAAGUUAUCGUCUGGAUCCGGCAUGGCAGCAAAAGGAUAAGAAAGAGGUGAAACAUGUACAAAAGGACGAGAAGAAACCAGUAAAGAUGGCACAGGGAGGGGCCUCUAUGACGGACUUUAAGAUUGGCAUGACGUCGGAUACAAUGGAAGCUUUUCAAAGCAAGAAACGACGUCCAGGAGUAUUGAUUUCACUCUAUGAAGCACAUGGAAAGCAAUUUGAUGCCAAUCUGUUCAAAUUAUUGGCUACGUGUUUGAUCCCAGUGCCCUUUUCAAAGAACGUGUCGCUGUCUAAGGAGUUCUUGAACUUGAGCGCUGAUAUCAGCGUGAUAGUCUUUCAAGUGGUGGAGAUUAGUGACGUUGGUGAGACUAUUGAUACGCAGCCAUCUUUUGCUUUUGCAACACCAUGUGUGGCGACUACUGUCACUGGAAAAGAUCUGCUGGCUACGUGUGCCAACGGCCGCAAACCUCUGUUCGGAAAUUUGUUGAGACUCAAUGUGUCGAGACGUCGUGUAGGAUACAUGACCGUUGAACUGCCAGCAAUUGCGUCGUCAGUGCAUGGCGGUGUCAAGUGCGAGUUCUGCAUCUCGUGGGAUCCUUUAUCGAAGACAAAAAAGAUGCAGCGUCUGACGGACAUUUGCGACGAAAAGUUCAAGAAGGAGGACGAUAGCAAGCAAAGUGAUGAGUGUUUCCUGCUGGCAGCUUCUAAACGGAACACCACAGCGACUGCUCGGAAGCCAUGUGCUGGAGUGUGGUUCCACUUCCUCUACCAUUCCAUGCUACGCAGAAUGAGCGAGAAGCGCUCGGAGUAUUCAUGCGCGUGGUGUAACAUGUUUGCUGGAUCGUUGCGAGGUCUCGUGGCCCAUUUGGUGUCGUCCCACGAUCGUUUCCGCUUUCAGGCCACCGUUGGGCACGAUAACAUUCCGCACAUUUACGUGAUGGUUAUGCAAGAACAUCAGCCGGGAAAAAGUAGCGCUGGUUAUCGGCCGGCUUUCUCUGAGCUUGAGAUGUCCCCAACUGACGAGCUAAACCGCUUUGAGCAUCAUUUUACUCACAUAUCUGGGAAGAAAUACGGCCCGCAUGGCUCACAAGCAGUCGAGGCAGUUGAAGGCCUGAUGCAAGAGUUUGAUGAUAUGGAUGAGUUGUCGCAAGAGCAGCCGCAAGACUUUUAUGCGCCGCUUCUACAGCGUCAAUACUUCCACUCCCGAACAGGAGCUGUAGUGUUGGACCAUGAAAAGGACUAUGACAGCGACGAUGAUGUGGAUGAAACGUGGAUAACGAAACAAAGCGAACGGUUAUUGGACGAGUUCGAAGACGUCUCGCUGGAAGAGAAGGAAUUUAUGAAGAUGUGGAACCGUCACGUGAAGGAGUUCAAGAUCUUGGCAGACUUUAUGGUCGCGUCUUCGUGUCGCAUGUUUGCCAGGAAACAUGGAAAAUGGCUUUUGGAUCACGGCCUACGCCACAACUUUUUGCUCCAUUUGCUUAAUUUAUGGGACAACUCGCUUCUGAAUUCGCGCGCAAUCAUCGACUGCAUGCUGAUUGUCGAUCAGGAGCCUGAGACGGCGUCAGCAAAUGAAGCGAAAGUGGAGACACCAGCAGCGAACGAAGAAGUGGCACAACGGGCGAAAGUGAAGGCUCAAAGCGAGGACAAUUUCAGCAAACUCAGCGCAAUGUUGUAA
Peronospora farinosa is the source of this 1875-nucleotide messenger RNA. NCBI's taxonomy places the organism in Eukaryota, Oomycota, Peronosporomycetes, Peronosporales, Peronosporaceae. The record is from the annotation of a GenBank genome assembly.